AGCAUUACUUAGUCAGCAGUCAGCAACAACAGCACCAAAGAAGAGAGAGAAACACAAAAAAGUAAACAAUUCAAUUCAAUUCGAAUCCAAAAGCUCUUUUUUCCUGGAAAAAUUAUCUCUUUCUUCUCCCACUGCCAGCUUAACUGCAAGUCGUGAGAACAAGAAAGAAGAUAUACAGAGACAGAGUCGCUUCUAAGAGAAGUUUUGUCUUUUUUUCAGAGGAGAGAGAAAAAGAAGAAAACACGGAAGAUAAAGUUAGAAGAAAAAUUCAUUCUUUGAAAUUUUAAUUUCUGGGUUUUGCUUGUUGUGUGAUAUGGCCACAUGGGUUUAGAUUUAUUUUUCUGUUGCAGAAAAGAAUUUGAUUGUUUUCCGUAAAUUUGAAAGUUUCUGUAAGUUUUUGGAGAGAGAGUAAGAAAGCUAUGGCUUUGAGUUCAAUUUUUUGCUGCGGCAAGGGUUUUGAUCGGAAAAAGAAAGGAGAAAAUAAGGCAGCGUGGAGGAUAUUUUCUUUGAAGGAAUUGCAUUCAGCUACGAAUAAUUUUAACUAUGAUAACAAACUUGGAGAAGGUGGUUUUGGAAGUGUGUACUGGGGUCAACUCUGGGAUGGAUCACAGAUUGCAGUCAAAAGGUUGAAGGUUUGGAGUGAUAAAGCAGAAGUAGAGUUUUCUGUUGAGGUCGAGGUUUUAGCACGAGUACGCCAUAAAAAUUUGCUAACGUUACGUGGCUACUGCAUGGAAGGGCAAGAACGACUCAUUGUGUAUGAUUUUAUGCCAAAUUCAAGUCUAUUAUCCCAUCUGCAUGGGCAGCAUUCAGCAGAAUGUCUUCUUGACUGGAAAAGAAGGAUGAACAUCGCUAUCGGAUCUGCAGAGGGAAUUCUAUACCUGCAUCAUCAUGCGACCCCACAUAUAAUUCACAGAGACAUAAAAGCUAGCAACGUGUUGCUAGACUCUGAUUUCCAAGCAAAGGUAGCUGAUUUUGGGUUUGCGAAACUUGUUCCGGAUGGCGCAACACAUGUAACCACUAAGGUGAAGGGCACACUUGGAUACCUAGCCCCGGAAUAUGCCAUGCUUGGGAAGGCAUCAAACAGCUGCGAUGUAUAUAGCUAUGGAAUACUGCUGCUGGAAAUUGCCAGUGGCAGAAGAGCUCUUCAGAGGCUAAAUCCAACUUCAAGGAGCUCAAUCACCGAUUGGGCUCUUCCAUUGGUCCGUGAGGGGAACUAUAGAGAACUAGCAGACCCGAAAUUGAACGACAAUUUUGUGGAAGAAGAGCUGAGACGAUUAAUCGUGGUUGCUCUUACAUGUGCUCAGAAACAGCCUGAGAAAAGGCCAACGAUGCUUGAGGUGGUGGAGCUGUUGAAGGGAGAAGCAAAAGACAAACUAACCAACCUAGAAGAUAAAUUGUUUAAGAGUUCACAAUCUGCUGAUGACAAGAAUGAAAUCAAAGAAGAUAAUGCAGACUCUAUAUCAGAAGAGAAAAGCGUCACUCCAAAAGCAGAAUCUAAAGUUGCUGGUUCUGGGUCCGAAAGUGCACAGGAUCGGUGAGGGAAACUUUAGAGUGAGUAUUCAUUAAUUUGUGAUUAGAACAGUCUGAUUUGUGGAAUUUGGUAUCUUGCUAGAAAGUAACACAACUUCUAGUUGCAAGUUCGGUAGUGAUACGAUGUGUUUAUAUUCUGAUGCUUUUGGU
This is a messenger RNA of Beta vulgaris subsp. vulgaris (sugar beet), 1680 nucleotides long. Its product is annotated as PTI1-like tyrosine-protein kinase At3g15890. Gene Ontology annotation, molecular function: ATP binding; protein kinase activity. Gene Ontology annotation, biological process: protein phosphorylation. Bases 420 to 1538 code for a protein of 372 amino acids. The transcript is spliced from 4 exons. The record is from RefSeq and is a predicted model, not a curated record. Lineage: Eukaryota; Viridiplantae; Streptophyta; Magnoliopsida; Caryophyllales; Amaranthaceae.